Plectropomus leopardus (leopard coralgrouper) is the source of this 1296-nucleotide messenger RNA. RefSeq names its product protein shisa-8. Gene Ontology annotation, cellular component: dendritic spine membrane; postsynaptic density; AMPA glutamate receptor complex. Gene Ontology annotation, biological process: regulation of short-term neuronal synaptic plasticity; regulation of AMPA receptor activity. The record is from RefSeq and is a predicted model, not a curated record. NCBI's taxonomy places the organism in Eukaryota, Metazoa, Chordata, Actinopteri, Perciformes, Serranidae.
AUGGCCACCUCCGUGCAUCCACUCUUGAUAAGCUUGCCCCUCGCCAUUCUUCUUGGUUUGACAUGUCUGGGUGGACUGAGCUCUUGGCCGUCAGGUCAAGCUUUGGCCCAGGACUCCACCAUCAACCAGACCACACAGCCGUCUAUGAUUCCAGAGGCGGCGCUGGCAACGCCCAUGCCAGAUGUGGAGGACAAAACAGCCCCAUCUAGUGGCAACCGUUGCUGGGGUUACUAUGAUGUCAUGGGCCAGUGGGACCCACCCUUCAACUGUAACGCAGGUAUCUACCUGUUCUGUUGCGGCUCCUGCUUCUACCGCUUCUGCUGCCAGUUCAAAAUCCACAGUUUGGAUCAGACUUCCUGUUCUAACUAUGACACGCCUGUCUGGGCAAACACCGGGCGGCCGGCGGCACCCGUCACGGAGGUCCAGGAGGAGCCGGACAAGGAUCGGACCCACAUGAUCGUGUAUAUUAUCUGUGGAGUGGUGGCCAUCAUGGUGUUGGUUGGGAUUUUCACCAAGCUCGGGCUGGAGAAGAGUCAAGGAGGACAGACGGACAUGACCAACUCCAGGACUCUGACAGAGCUCAUGAAGCAGCCAGGGGAGGCAGGAGUGGUGGACGGAACCGGGGUUCAUCAUCCCAUAGGGACCAACGGCAUCUCUGCCAGAUCACUACGAUCCAACAAUGAUCAUAACCAUCUGAACAACGCAGCCUUGUCUCCCCUGGGUCCAGCCAUGGCCUUGUCUCACCCUCACAACAACCUGGGAAUCGGCUUCAACAAGUACACCUCGCUCAAGGCCGUGGACACGACUGCACGAGACUACUACAAAAGUUACCCAAUGGUAGAUUACACCCACCGCCAGUCCCCUCCCACAUUCCAGCCAAUCAAUUUCCACCCCAAAGACAAGCCCUUCCUCCCGCCACCCGACAUCCAUGCGCCACUCGCCAUCACCAUCAACGCCUCCCAGAUCCCCAAGCCUAAAAUCUCCAAAACCAACACCCACCCACUAACCUCCAGCUCGGCCUUCAAAGCAUGGGACCCCAGUAAGAGCCACAUCCAGCACCCGGUGGCCUCCCAUAUGACCCUCCAGGGGCCGCAACACCACCCCAUCCAGCAGCAGCAGCACCAGGCGCUGCACCAGCAGAACAGCCGGCGCCAGGCUUACUCCAACAAGAGGCAGUUCAGCAUUGAGACGCUGCCCGAGCUCUUCUCGCAGCCGCUGGGCUACGGCCACUCGCCACACAUGCACCCCAAGCACAAGGGACUGCCCACCAACAGCAAGACAGAGGUCACAGUCUGA